AUCUUCUUUCUGUUCAAGUGCCAUUUCAUUGCAUGCAGUGCAGUCUAUAAAACAGAAUGUGUUCUCGGCGGAUCUCGAGUUUCCUAUCACUUAUCGUCAUUCGUAGCGUAUAAACAUAACAGCACGCGGUCAUUAACUUACAAAUUGUUUACGUGCCGUCCGACACAUGGGAACCCGGUAAUAUCGUGCACGGAAUACCAGUUUCCGCGCUAUAAAAAACACGAUCGUGCCAUUGUUAGCGUCGUGCACUACGGGGUUCUCGGGUCGAAAAUCUUGGAACAUUUUUUACGUGAGCAAAAUGUCAUGCAGCUACGCGGACGGUCUCUCCGAGUACGAAGACAAAGGAGUUCUGGGCCUUGAAGAGAGAUACGACAGCGUCGAGGCGUUACGACUGAAAUGCGGCCUCCUGGCCGAUUGGAUACAGGCGGCGAGGCACGUCGUCGUUCACACCGGCGCCGGCAUCAGCACUGCUGCGGGCAUUCCGGAUUUUCGNNNNACAAAUGGAGUAUGGACAUUAGAACAAAAAGGUCUGAAACCAGCAAUGAACAUUACCUUUGACGAAGCAAUUCCCACAAAGACACACAUGGCAUUAAAAAAGUUGAUAGAUGCCAAGAAAGUUAAAUUUAUCAUAAGUCAGAAUAUCGAUGGUUUGCAUCUUCGAUCCGGUGUGCAGAGACAGCACCUAGCAGAAUUGCAUGGUAACAUGUUCACGGAACAAUGUGACAAGUGUGGAAAGCAAUUUAUUCGAAACUUUGCUACUAAAAGCGUGGGAAAGAAAUGCCUUGAGACGGUAUGUAGAUCAGAGCAGAUAGGUGGUCGUCCAUGUCGUGGACGCAUGCACGAUACCAUUCUCGACUGGGAGCACAACUUGCCAGACAGCGACUUGACGUUAUCCGAUCUACACUCUAGUAUCGCAGAUUUAAGUAUAUGUCUUGGGACAACGCUCCAGAUCAUACCGAGUGGUAAUUUACCACUGUAUACUAAAAAGUACGGAGGUCGACUCGUUAUAUGCAAUCUGCAGCCUACAAAACAUGACAAAAAGGCGGACUUAAUAAUCAACGGCAAGGUUGACGAGAUAAUGAUAAACGUGAUGAAAAAAUUAGGGAUGGAGAUCCCUGAAUACGAAAGUACAAUGGACCCGACACGUAACUCCGAAACAACAUCCAAGGAAAUGGACUGGACAAUACCGACCAGUAGAAUAAAGGAGAUGAACGUGCUGUAUAAGAAAGUGUGCAAACCGAUGAGAAGGAAACGGAAGACGUUCAUGUACGAGAGAGAGAGGACGGACACUAAACGGGAGACCAAGCCGAAGAAGCAGGCAUUCAUGAUUAAGCAGGACAUAAAAACAGAGGGGGAUACGUUGAUUACGGCGAACCAAGUAUGCGGCAACGUCCCGGUGGAGAUGAACCCCAACGUGGUUAAAAUCGAGAACGAGAUGAAGGACUUGGAGGCCUUCGACUUCGAGACGAGCGACAGUGCUCAACCGGAUCCCGGAUUAGAGUUCAAUGACAUGCUGUAGCAUGAUUUCGGGGCCGGAUGGUGAUCCAGCGACCUAAUACUCCUACUAAUAUUCAGUCUCCGUUAAAUUUAUUUGACGAGUGCAUUAUAGAAUGGAUGUUAUAUCUGUAUGUGAAGAAUGCCUAAAAAACAGUGCGCCAUUGAUUUGUUUAUACGAAAAUAGAAAAAGCAAAAAAAUGAGUAACAAACGAGUAAGAAUGUAAUAAGUUUAUCGAAUCGGCAAAGAUUUCGUUUUUGUUAGAUAUUCUCCGAUGGAGAGGAAAUUUUUUCGCGCGAUGGAUCUCUAAUAAAUGCCACGUCGUUAAAUCGCUUUUAUCGUUGAGUCAAAACAGCAUCGCAAUACAUGUACAUAUGUGUAGUAGUAUUUUCGUAACCGCUUCCAUGUUCUCUCCGCUUGUUCAUUGCUCCUAGUUCUUAACCCAAGGAUCAGAGUUUUCCCAGCGAUCUAAUGUGUAUCAUACAUAUUCUAACGAUAUAUACGUAUAUGCAUGCAAACCAUGUUUUUCUCCAUUACGAAUACAUUAAACGUUAAACAUUUAAGAUGAUUUAUUUAAGAUCGUUUGUAACGUGUUGUGGGCGGAGAUUUUUUACCGCGUUCGAUGGAUUCGAUCAAUAGAUGAUCGUUCAUGGUAGAUCAUGAAAUGGUUGGCAAAGGGGCGGGCAGCGUGUUGUAUUCGAGUGUAUUUACAUAAUUGGUAUCUAUGUACGUACGUGUAUGGAUAGUUGUAUUACCGCUUCGGAAGGAGAAUGAGGCAACUGUAAAAAUAUAAUUUUUCGAGGGAUCAAAUAAACAAACUCGUGAUUUAACAAUAGACUUGUAGGGCAUAGGGAACAAAGCCGAUACUGGCACCAGAGAUCUAGGUUUCAAAUGUUUUCAUUAUUUGUACAAAGAGAUGUCAUGUCUUUGCGUCGCUAUUCUUCCGAAGCAGAAAUAUACAUUGACGAUUUCCAUACGAAAGAAAAGAUAUAUGACCAAAACGAAUCUUCCACGCGGUUGUUUUUGAUUAACAGAGUGAUUAAGAGGAACAUAAGAUUCGCAUAUGUUUUAAUUAAGGGCAUCGAACUAAGGAAGUACGCGUUGCUACUUUGAACGGUUAUGAUUACAAUCUUUUAAUAGAAAGCUCCAUACGAGCUAUGUCGGUGUUGUUUGAUCGAUCUAAUAGUUAAGUGUCUCUUGUUAAACGCACAUACGUUUAUAUAAUCGUGACAGAGCGACUAAAGAGUGUUUCGUAGGCAAAGAUUGAAUGAAACGGAGAAUGGGACCGUGCAAGUUAACUCGUACAGUUAAGCGAAAGUGCAAUGCUUAUUGGAAAGCGAAAGUGCAAUGAUUAUUGUACAAGUUCGAAAGGAAAGGAAAAUAUAAAGGUAAAUGCAAGUGAGUCUUUCUUAUAUCGGCAUUCGACGCUAUUUUGUCGAUAGCGUUUUAUGGUAGGACGCAGAUUAGUGAAAUGUAAUAUUUAUAUGUACAUAGCGAUAUAUGCUUGGUUGCUCCUAAUAAUUUAUUACUUUAAUUGAUAUCAUUUACUGGACGUUACUAUUAGUGAAAUAUUAUAACAUUAAACGGGAAAUAAAAUUGUGGAAUGGG
This is a messenger RNA of Ceratina calcarata, 3103 nucleotides long. It is a transcript of the gene Sirt6, whose product is annotated as sirtuin 6. The record is from RefSeq and is a predicted model, not a curated record. Gene Ontology annotation, cellular component: nucleus. Lineage: Eukaryota; Metazoa; Arthropoda; Insecta; Hymenoptera; Apidae. Gene Ontology annotation, biological process: negative regulation of transcription by RNA polymerase II. Bases 299 to 1519 code for a protein of 406 amino acids. Gene Ontology annotation, molecular function: transcription corepressor activity; histone H3K9 deacetylase activity, NAD-dependent; NAD+ binding. The transcript is spliced from 7 exons.